GAUGGAACGCAGAGCGUAAUUUUGCGUCGCGGGUUAAUUAAUUAAAAUUUACUUCCUGUUUACAAAUGUUUUAAUUUUUCGUAGUUUAUUUGUGCACUGUUGAUAUUUUCUUCCUGAUAUUGCUGAAUUUAUCUGAAGAAUGCAUUGAGAUUAAAUUAACUUUGUGAUGGUCUCGGAACUUGUACAAACAUGGCACAGAGAGAUAUAGAAGGUCGUCUCUAUGGGACACUGAUAUUAGAGGAUGAUAACCACAAAUUUGUAAAGAAGGGUGAAAGAUUCUUCCUCCUUGAUUUGAAAGAAGGAAGAUUAAAGCUAUACUAUGACCGUCCUGAUCGCCUGCCGAAGACGUCAAAUUCUCCUUGUCAAGAAAUACAACUAAAUUUUAUAUCAAAGGUUAGUGAUGCAAGAAAAGUGCGUCCAAAGGCUGGCAAUUGUUUUUGUAUAACUCAUGCCGGGGACCAGAUUUAUAUCCAGGCAACCAGUGAAAAAGAAAUGCAGUACUGGAUUGAUGAGCUGAAUGAAGCAUGUAAAAUAACAGUACCAAUUGCUCAAACUCCAACAUUGGCCCCAGGCAACUCUCGUUACGAAGUGGCAGGUGGAGUUAUAAAUCUUAUGCAAGAGAGUGGAGAUAGUGGGGAGGAGUCAGUAGAACACAAUAUGCCAGCCCUCUCACUACCAUCCUAUAUGUCGGGUUAUGCUGUGAAACAAGGAGCAGUGAGAAAAAACUGGAAGAAACGCUACUUUGUGCUGGACACAAAUGGUUUAUCGUAUUUUAAACAUGACCAGGAUAAGGAACCAAUAAAGACAAUACCACUGACAGAUAUUCAAGAUGCCAGACUUGUAGAAGGUCAACAUCAUCCUCAUAGACAGAAUUUGUUUGAAGUGGUUACUACAGACAGAACAUUUAAUAUACAGUGUGAUAGCCGUACUGACAGUGAAAGCUGGGUCUCACAUAUCAAUAAAUUUGCGAAACAAGUCAUUACAUCACAUGUUGGCUCACCUGAUAUACACUGAAACAUUACAAGAACAGAUUACAGCCCUGUGACAGAAUAUAAGACAGAGCCUUUGAAGAAGUUUACAUCAAGCCAGCCACCAGCCUCAUCACAGGAAGAGGUGAAACCUAGCAAAGCAGUAUGGGUAUGACCUUGACAUUGAAUGACCUCAGCAUGACCUUUAGACAUUGAAUGACCUCAGCAUGACCUUUUCCACUCUGAUCUGAUUGCUUGAUAUUAUAUGUUGAUCUAGACUAGAAUAAUGUUAUGAUCUAUGCAGUAUGUUUGAUAACCUGUUUAAAUGUUUAUAGAAUGUGUCCUAUAUUGAAACAACAUAUCUAAGAUCAAGUGUUAUUUUAUACCUGAAAAAAAAGGUUCUAUAAAUCGAAGAAUUGUUCAUGUUUUAUAUGUUUUGAUUCUUGUAAUUGUCUUAAAUUGUUUGUUUGUCUUUUAUUGUUUGUUAGCUGAACUUAACUCUACAGCAGAUACUUUUAUUUGUUACAGAUUUAAAACAAAACAACAAAAAAACAACAUUUUAUUAAUACCAAAGAAAGUAAAAAAUUGAAUGAUCUCUAUUCCAUUCACAACUACCUAUUGAUAUUCAUUUUGUAAACUUGUAACGAGAUGAAGGCGCCUUAUUAGGCACUUCCUGUAACUUUAUAAAAUUAUACAUAUUAUCAUAAUAGACUUGUGACCUUACAUCUUCAGUUGUAACUAACAUUUUCUCUUAGGUUUAUGUGCAAUGGUUCCUUGUUUUUAUUUGUUAAAGAAAAAAUUUGGAGACAUUUUCUUUAAAUUAAUAUUCAGAAAACAGGAAAACCCAGUUUUGUUACCUCUGUUUAAACCCUAAGUCUGUUGGAUUCAGUCUGAAUCUAUCCAUGCAGCUAGUGCAGACCAAAAAUAAGCUGGCACAUCCGUGCUGUCUGAUCAUGGUCGGCACAGUUACCUAUUCAGUCAGAAGUUUUGGUCCAGAUUGAAAGAUGUAGAAGUUCAUUUAAGAUAUUUGUUUUAGUAAAGGUUAAGGUAUGAUAGUCAUAAUUACUGUUAGAAAUAGGUAUGAAACUUCAGAAUCAUCCAUUAAAGCUGCCUCCAGAUGAGCCUAAAUAUUAUUAAAAUCAAACUUGAGAUAACUGUACUAAGAUUUUAGGAAAAGUAAAAAGAUUAAAAAUUUAAUAAUUUACAUGUAUUGUGCAGUUAAUAAAUGAUUUUUUCAGUAUUUCUAACCAUAUUUCUACUGUGUUACUAAUGCAGUAAAGGCUAUUUCGAAUAUUUUUACCUCAUUUUGGUAAUUUACAUGGGUCGUGAGUGCUGUUUGUAAUUUGUAAAUUACGUCCUUUUUGUUACUAAACAAUAUUUUACUUUCAAAUACAUUUUCAAAAUUUUCAUGAAAAUUAGAUGUAUCUGGAGGCAUGCUGCUUUAAAGCUGAACGCCUCCAGAUGAGCCGAAAUAUUUCAAGAAAAUCAAUAUUGAGUAAAAUGUACUAAAAUUUUAAGAAAGGUAAAAAAAUCAAGAUCGAAGUUUAUUUUACAUGUAAUGUGGGGUUUAAGACUGAUUUUGCAGUAUUUAUCACCAUAUUUCUAAUGCGUUACUAACGCUGUAAGGGUUUUUUUUUGCAUAAGAUGACCACUUUUUAGUAAUUUUCUUGGAUUGUAAGUGCCGAUUGCAAAACGUAAAUUACUAUUUUUGUUCACCUUACAAUAUUUUACUUUCACAUACAUUUCUAAAAUUUUCAUGAAAAUCAACACGAAUCUGGAGGCAUGCUGCUUUAAGUCAGUCACAUGUCUUAUAGUUUAAAUUUAAAAGCAAUAUACAUUGUACAUGUUAUUUUUGGGUUUUAUCUUUUUUGUCAUAAGUAACUGUUUUAUCAUUAAUCAAAGGUUUUAUGUAGAUAUUUACAUGUAUUGAAUUUAUUGUUGAAAUGUAUCAAUUUGAACAUAGUGCCAUCAAGUACAAUUACGGGUUACACACUGUAAGAAAUGGUGGAAACUUGAUCAACGAUAGUCUAUGAAAAUUU
Molecule: messenger RNA, 3007 nt
Organism: Ruditapes philippinarum (Manila clam)
Lineage: Eukaryota; Metazoa; Mollusca; Bivalvia; Venerida; Veneridae
Product: pleckstrin homology domain-containing family A member 1-like
Exons: 14
Coding region: 190-1014 (274 amino acids)
Source: RefSeq, a predicted model, not a curated record